Molecule: messenger RNA, 3914 nt
Organism: Nymphaea colorata (pocket water lily)
Lineage: Eukaryota; Viridiplantae; Streptophyta; Magnoliopsida; Nymphaeales; Nymphaeaceae
Exons: 2
Coding region: 2221-3435 (404 amino acids)
Source: RefSeq, a predicted model, not a curated record
AGUAAAAUACCAAAAAAAAUUUCAAUUGAAUCAGUAGAAGGGAAAGAGCUCACGUAUUAAGGAAGAACAAGCCUUUGCAUUGAGAUUUACGAAUGAAGAAGAAAACAAAAGCCAUAAGUGACAACAAGAAUUUCUUACUGCAGAUCUCAUAUGCUCUGUGGUUACUAACCAAAUAGCAACCAACAAUUUCACAGAAUCUAAUUGCAACUUAGUGCCUAAGAAAUGCAAACCAAACACUAAAAGCACCACCUCCUGAAUCCAAACCUGCAUUCUAGCUUAGCAAAUACAAAAACCCCUAGGAAAGAUUAAAUCUAUAAACAAGGACAUAAAUCUAUACUAAGUGACACUAAUACAAUGAAUUAGUCCAUAAUUGGGUUGCAAUCGUACUUUUAGCAGCCUCCAAAAGAAAGGGAUAACGAAAUGCCUGUUUUUCCUGAAAAUUAUAGAGAAGUUGCAAAGUCAAUGACUAUCCACGCUCUGACUCGUACAUUGGUCAAUUACACAAGAGGCCUCAAAGCAUCACAAACUCACGAGAGCCUAACUUCAAGUGAUAACCUAAUUAAACAAGGAAAACUAAUCCCACUAAGCCUCUAAGGUAUAUUAACUUUUGCCAAAAAAAAAAAAAUCAUGAUCAUGGCGCUCAGAGUUUGUUUCCAAUUAAAUAACGGGUACUGCAGAAGUAAUUAUUUGUACAUAUAUACAUGAAAGAUUACCAAACCUUGAGAAGGUUGAUGCUUUCUUAACCCCUGCAUCUCAAUCAACCCCUCAUUUCCAAGUUUAACUAGUGCCGAUCUACUAUGUCCUCUGACACCUUACCAACUUUGACCCUUCAUUAAAUCAUAUUUUACUUUCAUCCAAAAAUCCAAACAGCAUGAUUUGCUUGUGGUACAAAAACAUUUUGGCAGAUUCAUAAGUACAUGCAUACAACUAGAUCAAAAGAUAGGGUACUAAGCAUCGGCUACCUAGAAAUGUAAAUCAGCUUCAGCACUAGAACUUGGUCCAAACUUAAGAAUAAGCAUGACGCUAACAAGGCAGGAGUAGAUUGGGCCAUUGAUUACAGGCAUGUGCUCGUUUCUCUAUUUUUUUCUGGUGAUUGCAUUAAACCACUUUGAAGAUCCUACAAACUGAGGUCAGGGUCAGGGUAAACACUGCCACCCUAGGCAAUAUUUCUCAUUGGAGACUUCUAGCCUAGGUCCUCAAAAAUAGUAAUUUGCCUGAACCAUAUGUGUAUCCACAAGUGGGAACAUAUUCCAAGAAGUUUGCACGUUCAGUUAAACCAUUUGUCUCCCAUUCACUCCCACUGAUAUGCCUGAAAGCAACUGCUUACAGCUGCAGAGGACAAAUUCGUUUGGUCAAUGAUAAUAUAACAGAGCCUAUCAUGUAUACCUGCAUCCUUCUAGAAGACGCAAUCAAUAACCGAAUAUCCAACUUCUAUGGUAACUUCUAAGUACUCAAAAUAACAUGUAACUGCCUUCAUAAAAGAACCACUAUUAAUUUCCUGAGACUGAUAACUUUACCUACGCAGUUAAUAGAAAUAACAGGCUGGUCUCCUGAAUAUUGUUAGGAAAUAAGAUAUCUUGUUGAUAUCAUAGCUAGAUUAGGUUUUACAUUUUUUACAUUUUAUUUUCAUUUUUAUGUAUUUUAUUAUUUCUUUUAUUUUUCUUUUUCUUUUCUUUUAUUUUCCUUUUCUUUUUCUUUUCUUUUUCUUUUCUUUUAUUUUUCCUUUUCUUUUUCUUUUUGUUUCCCCUUUGUUCUAGCCGUUGGGAGUUCCAACGGCUCCUUUAUGAGCCGUUGGAACCUCCAACGGCUAGAACAGCCCUCUCUUCCUUCUCUCCUUCACUCUAAUUGGUUAUAUAUAUUCUUGGGCUGCCUCUUGUACAAAGUAUGCUGUUUUACACAGCCAUUUGAUAUUCAUUCAAUAAGAUUGAUAUAUUUCAAGUGGCCUUAGUGCCUUUUCCUAUCAUAUUCUUCUUUAGUGACUAUUAUAGUCACAUUUAUAUGGUAUCAGAGCCAUUGGGCUGCAUGUUGGAAAGCUUUUAUAAGCUGUUUUUUGCUGUUUAUGCUACUGGACUGUUGAAGAAAAUUUUCAGACGAGGCCAUUGUUGCUGAUCAACAUUUCUUGAAGACCUUAUUAUUGCUGCUCACCAACUGUUUGGUGAAAUUUCUACGAGGACUUCCUCUUUGUUUCUCUUGGAGAUUGUUACUUAAAAUCUUGCUCUUAUGGAGGACUCCAAAGUCUUGAUCGAAGGAGGAAGUUAUCAUGCUCCGUACAAGCUUGAUGGAACCAACUACACUCUAUGGGCAAAAUGCUUGGAGAUGCAUAUCAAAGGGAAAUAUUUAUGGGGUUUCAUAAGAGGUACGUCUACCCCUCCUUCUCUCAAGUUGACCAAAAUUGAAAAUGGAGUUGAGAAAGACUUGAAUGUAGAAGAGAGAAAAAAUGCCAUGGAUGAAUACUAUAAAAAAUUAGAUGAUUGGGAGGCCAAAAACUCUAGAAUUAAAGAAUGGAUUUACGGAAGUAUAGAACCUAGAAUUGCCCAAAAUCUCAUGUAUUAUGAAAGAGCAAGUGAAGUUUGGGAAUAUCUCAAGGGAAUGUUUACCCAAAAAGAUAUGGCCCGUAAAUAUCUCUUGAUUCAAAAAGCCCAAAGUAUCAAGCAAUGUGAGAAUAAUGUUAGAGAUUAUUUUAUGGAAAUCUCUAGUGUAUGGAAUGAGUUAGAUCAACUUACUCCCAAACUAGGAUUGGAUUGUAAAUGUCAUGAGAUUAGAAGAGAAGAAAUCGAUGAGUUUAGGUUUUUUCAAUUUCUUCAAGGUCUACGACCCGAAUUUGAACAAAUUAGGUCAGCCCUACUUUCUUUAGCCUCUCCUCCACCCAUUCAUGAACUUCUUACGAAGUUAAGCGGUGAAGAAACUAGAAUGAAAUUAUCCAAAGAAUUAGAUAGUGUUCUUAUUUCCAAACAAGAAGAAAAAGUUUUAGCCGCCUCUAAACCCGGGAACAACAUCAAAUCUUUUAGACCUCCUCACUUUAAAAAUCAAAAUAGAGGGGAAUUUAAGGUUGUUUGCCACUUUUGUCAUGAACCGAGUCACAUUAGACCUAGUUGUCCAAAGUUGAAUAACAAUGAAGGACAACCACGAAACUAUGGAGGAAAUCUUUUCAAAGGAGGAGCUUCAUAUCCUCAAGGAGGGCAACACAACCGUGGAAGUGUAACUUCAUAUUCACAAGGUGGGCAAUACAAUAAUAGACAAUUUGACCAAAGGAGGGUUGCAAAUGUUGCAAAUGAAGGAUGUGAUCUCUCUUCAAUCUCCACAACGUUGAAUCACAUCAUGUCGGUGCUUCAACCUAUGAUCAAAGAGUCGAAUCCCGGAGCACUAGCAACAACGGCAUCUACCUCCAACACUCCCGGAUCACCAAACCGGGAGAUUGAUUGGGGAAGGUUUUAGAAAAGGGGACCUUUACUACAUGGACAAUUUAUGCAUCCCCAAGGAAAAGUUUUGUCACUAUGUGAAAAAUGUAGACAUUAAUGUUUGGCAUCAAAGAUUAGGUCAUCCAAACAUUAGAAAAUUGUCUAUGAUGAGUCCUACCAAGGACGUUUGUAUUGAGAAUUUCAAAUGUAAUGAUUGUAUACAUGGAAAAAUGAAAUCCUUAUCUUUUGGACAAAGAAGCUUCUUUUCCUCUUUUCCCUUUGAACUUGUUCAUUCCGAUGUGUGGGGGCCCUCUCCUAUCAUGUCAAAAGGAGGGCUAUCAUAUUAUGUGAUAUUUGUUGAUGAUUUCACUAGAUAUUGUUGGAUAUAUUUCUUAAGAUACAAAUCGGAGGUUUUUGAGAUGUUCAAAAAUUUUCACAACUUAGUACAAACACAGUUUAAUGCUAAAUUAAAAAUCCUAAGGACUGAUUCUGGAGGCGAAUACAUUUCAAAUGAGU